Condylura cristata (star-nosed mole) is the source of this 3363-nucleotide messenger RNA. It is a transcript of the gene FBXO30, whose product is annotated as F-box protein 30. Gene Ontology annotation, molecular function: ubiquitin protein ligase activity; zinc ion binding; protein binding. The record is from RefSeq and is a predicted model, not a curated record. Lineage: Eukaryota; Metazoa; Chordata; Mammalia; Eulipotyphla; Talpidae. Bases 12 to 2243 code for a protein of 743 amino acids. The transcript is spliced from 2 exons.
GCCUGUUCGUUAUGGAGGAGGAGCUGCAGCAUUCACACUGUGUGAACUGUGUCAGCAGACGGUGCAUGAGCAGGCCAGAGCCUGGUGUCUCCUGUGACUUGAUUGGUUGUCCACUGGUUUGUGGAGCAGUUUUCCAUUCUUGUAAAGCUGAUGAGCACCGCCUUUUAUGUCCCUUUGAACGAGUGCCUUGCUUAAACAGUAACUUUGGAUGUCCAUUUACAAUGGCUCGAAAUAAAGUCGCUGAACAUCUAGAAAUGUGUCCUGCAAGUGUGGUAUGCUGUACUAUGGAGUGGAAUCGAUGGCCAGUUAGUUAUGCAGAUCGGAAAUCAUAUGAAAAUCUAAGCAGAGAUGUGGAUGAAGUGGCACAAUUAGAUAUGGCCUUGGCCCUUCAAGACCAAAGGAUGCUCUUAGAAUCUCUCAAAGUAGCCACUAUGAUGUCAAAAGCUACUGAUAAAGUAUCAGAACCUAGAGAGCAAAUCUCAGUAAAAUCAAGUGUCCCAGAAAUGCCACAUGCUAAUGGAUUGGUGUCCGUUGACGAAGAAUCUUAUGGUGCACUUUAUCAAGCCACAGUGGAAACAACCAGAAGUUUGGCUGCUGCUUUAGAUAUCUUGAAUACUGCCACAAGAGACAUUGGCUUGUUAAAUGCAAAUCUCGGUGCUUCCACAAAUGAAAUGAAUGAAGAGGAGAAUGCUAGAGAAAGAAACUCAAAAGACCAAGACCAUCUUUAUGCAGAUGAAAUAGGAGCAAUAGGUGGAGUUGACUGUCAUGACAUCAGUCAGAAUGCCCAGUCUGAACAAAAUGGUUCAAGUGAUUUAUUAUGUGACUUGAAUAUCAGUUCUUGUGGAACUUCUACUCUUUGUAAUGGCUUUCCUUUGGAAAGUAUAUGUACAGAGGUCUUAGAACAGAAUCAGAACUUACUUGGUGAUUCAAAACAAAGUAACUUAACAAAUGGAGAAUGCGUAGCAUCAGAUGGCAUUUCAGAACCUUCCAGUUCACUUUCAGUUGCAGCACAACUUAGGGAAGUAAUACCAUCUAAUGCUUUGCCUAAUGGUACAGUUCAGCAUAUACUCAUGCCAGAUGAUGAGGAUGAAGGAGAAGUGUAUUGUAGAAAAGUAGACUUAGGGGACUUGAGGAAUGUGGAAGUCUUAUCUUUCAAUCAUAUCCCUUCAUUCAAAUUUCUUACUAAUUCAUGUUGGUCUAAACCAAAGGAAGAUAAAGCAGUAGAUACAUCGGAUUUGGAAGUUGCUGAAGAUCCAAUGGGGCUCCAAGGAAUAGAUCUCAUCACAGCAGCAUUAUUGUUUUGUUUAGGAGACUCUCCAGGUGGGAGAGGUAUAUCUGAUAGUCGCAUGGUUGAUGUUUAUCACAUUGACUUUGGGACUCAAACUUUUUCGCUUCCAUCAGCAAUAUUAGCUACAAAUACAAUGGUUGGGGAAAUAGCUUCAGCUUCUGCUUGUGAUCAUGCCAACCCACAACUUUCAAAUCCAAGUCCUUUUCAGACACUUGGGCUGGAUUUAGUAUUGGAAUGUGUCGCUAGGUACCAACCCAAGCAACGCUCAAUGUUUACAUUUGUUUGUGGACAGUUAUUUAGAAGAAAAGAAUUUUCUUCACAUUUUAAGAAUGUGCAUGGUGACAUUCAUGCUGGACUCAAUGGCUGGAUGGAACAGAGAUGUCCUUUAGCAUAUUAUGGUUGUACCUAUUCUCAGCGUAGAUUUUGUCCAUCAACACAAGGAGCAAAAAUUAUACAUGACCGCCAUUUGAGAUCAUUUGGCGUUCAGCCAUCCGUAUCUACAGUAUUAGUGGAACCUGCUAGAAACUGUGUCUUGGGAUUACAUAAUGACCAUCUAAGUAGUCUCCCUUUUGAGGUCCUGCAACAUAUUGCAGGCUUUCUUGAUGGCUUCAGUUUAUGCCAGCUCUCACGUGUGUCCAAGUUAAUGAGGGAUGUGUGUGGCAGUCUGCUUCAGUCACGUGGAAUGGUCAUACUGCAGUGGGGGAAAAAGAAGUACCCAGAAGGAAACUCAUCAUGGCAGAUAAAAGAAAAGGUAUGGCGAUUCAGUACUGCAUUUUGUUCUGUUAAUGAAUGGAAGUUUGCUGACAUCCUAAGCAUGGCUGACCACUUGAAGAAGUGCAGUUACAAUGUUGUAGAGAAACGGGAGGAAGCAGUCCCAUUGCCCUGUAUGUGUGUGACGCGGGAGCUCACUAAAGAAGGACGCUCACUUCGCUCAGUUUUAAAACCUGUACUUUAAUAACUGUCACUCCACUUGCACAUACAUGCAAGCACCUAGCUUAAUUUCUUUGUAAUAUGAAACACUUUAUUAAUGUAUUAAAUAUUACAACAGCUAAAUUUAUUGUCACUAUGUAUAUACUGUUUUGAAGUGACAUAUAUUUUUAUAAAGUACUGUUUAGUUGGAAAAAAGUUGCCUUAAUGUUUGAGAUGUGUGAAAAUUUUGAAACUUGCUGGACAGGGUGAUUUAAUUUUUAGCCACAUAGUAAACUGUUUCAAACUGAGUAUGUUUAAUGGUGUGCAUAUUUUGGUUCUUAAUUUUUUUGCUUCUACUUAAACUUACAUGAUCCUGACCAAUGUAAGUUUUACUUUACUUCUCAUAUUUUCUGUGGGUUACAACCCAUGCAUUCAAAAAGCAAAACUUUGAUUCAGAAUUUUGUCAUGUAGGUUUUUCAGAUAAAAAAAAAUUCAGUUACUUAAGCACUGCCAUAAGAUCAUUAUAAAAUUUUUAUUUUCUAGUGUUCCCUCUCACAGUUGAUUGUUAAUACAUAGAUGAUCUCUAAUAUAUACUUACAUUAAUAUAUAAAAUGAUAACUACUGCUUGGUAAUUCCAUUUUAUUCACAAAAAUGUUUUUUGUGUGUGUCUUAGAUUUCUGUAACUAUACAGGAGUGACCCUCUACAAUUCUCUAUAUGUUAAACACCAUCUCCCGAAACUCAUGGCAGUGGACUAUAUAUUAGGUUAAUACAAAAACAAACAAAGAAACCUGUGAGUUGACCUUAGUUUGAAAUGUGGUAUUAUGUAUUUUCUAUUUGGAAAGAAGAUAAUAAUACUUCACAUUAAGUUUGAAUUGAAUUUAUUUUCUGAGUGGGCUUCAAAUAUUCGAAAUCCAAAGGGCUUAACUUUUUUUUAUAUGCAUUUAAAUUUUUUGCCCUUGGUGUUCAUAAAAGUCACAGCUAUGUUGAUUUAAGGCAUUUAAAAUUUUAAUGUGAAACUUGGUGUCUUGCUUGGUAAGAUGACAAUCAUGAAAUGCGAUUGCCCAUUUGAGUUGACAAUCUUUUUAAAGCAUUUCCAGAUUAAUUUCCUGUAGACUUUAACAAAAAAGUAAGAAUUACACCCAUGUAUAAAGAUAGCAGUAUUACA